Spinacia oleracea (spinach) is the source of this 2228-nucleotide messenger RNA. RefSeq lists its product as uncharacterized. The coding region runs from base 258 to 2162 and encodes 634 amino acids. Lineage: Eukaryota; Viridiplantae; Streptophyta; Magnoliopsida; Caryophyllales; Amaranthaceae. Gene Ontology annotation, molecular function: protein binding. The transcript has 7 exons. The record is from RefSeq and is a predicted model, not a curated record.
CCACUAUUAGGUUGAAAGAGUUGGGUGUUGGUUGUCACAGUGAUAAUAUAUUGGAGUUGAAAGCACCCAUCUUUUCAUGUCUUAAUAAAUAUAUUGUUUCAUCAAACUUACACUCUACUACUACUACUUUUACUAGUACUAAAUUCACUCAUCAUCUCAUUUUUUUUUCCUUUCAUAUUUCUUUCUUGCUUUUCUCAUUUCUACCAUUUUCUAGAGAGAGAAAGAAAAAACAAACUAGAGAGGUAAAAAAAAAAAAGAUGGGUUCUUUAGGAAGUUAUGAAGGAGUUGAAGGUAAGAAAGCAAUGUGGUUAUAUCCAAAGAUAAUUGGUACAAAUCCUUCUGAAAGAUGGGGGCACACUUCUUGCUUCUUUAAGGGUCAUGUUUAUGUAUUUGGGGGAUGUUGUGGAGGUAUGCAUUACAGUGAUGUCCUAGUCCUAAACCUAGACACAGUCUCUUGGACCACCCUAGUAACCACCGGGCCGGGUCCGGGUCCAAGAGAUAGCCACACCGCGACCCUAUGGGGGAACAAGAUCAUAGUCUUUGGUGGCACAAAUGGUUCAAAAAAAGUCAAUGAUCUCCACAUUUUAGACCUUGACUCUAAAGAAUGGACUCAACCCACGUGUUCCGGGUCCUACCCUUCGGCCCGGGAAAGCCACACCGCCACCCUAGUGGGGGACGGUGGUCAAUUGGCCGUGUUUGGUGGGAGUGGUGAAGGUGUAGGGAAUUACUUGAAUGAUGUGCACUUUUUGGAUUUAAAGACUAUGAGUUGGUCUUCCCCUAUGGUGAAGGGUGAUUAUUCCCCUCCUCCUAGGGAUAGUCAUGUUAGUGUGGCGGUUGGGAGGAAGGUGUUCGUCUAUGGCGGGGAUUGUGGGGACCGUUACCAUGGUGACGUGGACGUGUUUGAUGUCGAUUCCUUGACGUGGUCUAGGUUGGAAGUUCUUGGACCGUCGCCUGGUAGGAGGGCAGGACAUGCUGCUAUUGGAAUUGGGACUAAGGUUUAUGUUGUAGGUGGAGUCGGAGACAAGAAAUACUACAACGAUACUUGGGUCCUCGACACAACGAUAAGUUCAUGGUCUAAACUCGAGAUUUGUGGUCAGCCACCUCAAGGGAGAUUUUCUCAUACAGCAAUUGUUACAGACUCUGACAUUGCCAUUUACGGAGGGUGUGGCGAAGACGAGCGGCCUUUAGGGGAACUCCUAAUACUACAACUCGGGGAAGACCAUCCAAACGGCCGCUACAACAUCUCAAUGUGUAAAAGCUUCGGAAAUCACAGGAAUCAACGAAGGAGAAGAAGUCCUCAGUCGCAUAAGACAAUUCUUUUAGGCAGUUGCAUAGAAACAGAAACGAACAACACAAAUGACCCAAAAACAACACACUCAAAGAGAACACGAACCAUGAACACAAACACAUUUGAGAAGGAAACAGAACAAGAAGAACAUUCACUUUCAUUGUCACAGAAUUCCUCCCCUUCUCAAUCUGAUCAAGAACAAACCACAACAACUGUCCAAAACCCGACAUCUUCCUCCAUUACAGUACCUCAAAGUUUCUCAUUCCCCUCCAUUAUGAACCAACUAAACAAACCACCAAGACAACAACAAACUCAACAAAGUCUUCCUGAUGUUUACAUCUUAGGGGAGCAUCGGCCUAACCAAAGACACGCACAUUUUUUACCGCCUCAUACAGUAAAAACUGAAGUGGAACUUUUGACAGCAGAGGGGAGACACCUUAACCAUAGUGUUACACAAAGCUUGAUUGGAGCUGAAGUGCAUGGGAAAGUGGAUGGUUCUUUCGAUUCUGGUUACCUUAUGACAGCAAAUGUUAAUGGCAGAAUGUUCAGAGGGGUUCUUUUUCCUCCUUGCAAUGUUCAGCAGGGACCAAACAUCUUGUAUAAAGGACCGAAUCGGACCCAAAACAACUUCGGUCAAAUUCCAUUUGCUCAGCAAUGUACAAACUCAAGCAGAGGAACCAGUUUUGUAAAGAGUUCACUCUUUAAGCCCGUAAAGAGCCCCGAUAUAGGACUCAACCGUGAUUUUGUUCAUGGGAGCUCGGACACCUCCUCGUCCAUUUUCCGAACACUACCGAGGAAGGAUCAAGAGUUACGAGACAGAAGUGAUCUCCAAGGUGUGGUUCUAACACUAGGAGGACCUGGAAGUAGUCAAUGAUAAGUGAUAACAACUUUGUAUAAAUGAUGGAGUAGUUGUUAUAUUAUUACCCUUUUGUGUUUUGUC